AUGUGGUGGAAGAAGAGAUGUGGGUUCGCCUUGGGCUUGUUUGCUACCGCAUCUUCCAUUGGGGGAACAGUAAUCCCUAUUGUGAGCCCUGUUUUCGCUGUUGUGAAAGCUCUGGAAAGCUCUGGUGGUGAGGAGUUUGAUCCCGAAAGUCAGAUUUGCAUGGGCCGACCACAUCGUCGGAUUCAUUCUAUUUGCAGGUUUCACUGCAGCGAAUCUCACCCUGAAGCGAAGAAUAUUGCUUCUUAA
Molecule: messenger RNA, 246 nt
Organism: Lentinula edodes (shiitake mushroom)
Lineage: Eukaryota; Fungi; Basidiomycota; Agaricomycetes; Agaricales; Omphalotaceae
Exons: 4
Coding region: 1-246 (81 amino acids)
Source: RefSeq, a predicted model, not a curated record